This is a messenger RNA of Solanum tuberosum (potato), 566 nucleotides long. RefSeq lists its product as uncharacterized. The coding region runs from base 9 to 566 and encodes 185 amino acids. The transcript is spliced from 3 exons. NCBI's taxonomy places the organism in Eukaryota, Viridiplantae, Streptophyta, Magnoliopsida, Solanales, Solanaceae. The record is from RefSeq and is a predicted model, not a curated record.
AUUGGAAUAUGACAACUGAAGGUUCCAUAAAGGAUCAUUUUAUGAAAAAAUGUUCAAUACAAUACAAGGGUAUGUUAUGUGAAGCAAGAUCCUCUGAGGAGAAACGAAAAAAUAUCCCAAAAUCUAUUUGGGAGAGCUGGAAGCCUCACUAUGAUACUGAGAAUUUUAAGGCUAAAUCUGCACAAUGUUCCAAAAAUCGACCAAGUGAGAAAUGUGGUGAAGGAUCUGGUCCCUCGCGCCAUACUGGAGGCUCCCGGACUCACCGAGAGCAUGCAAGAAAACUGGCAACUGUUCUAGGACGGCCACCUCAUCCACAUGAACUUUUGAAGAAGACACAUACCAAAAGAAACGAUGAGUUUGUGGAUCUGAAGUCUAAGAGCACAUAUGAUGCUGUAAUAUUUAAGAUCACAUCUGCAUCUCAGCUUGUAGAUGAAUCUGGCAAGUCUCCGACAGUAGAUUUUUCAAAGAUUUACAUGGAUGAAGUGGGUAGGGUUAAGAAGGCAUGUAUAUAUGGUCUUGGUUCUCAAACUGUUUUUUAUGAGAACGUUGGCUCAUCAUCUGCUUGA